AUGACGAGAUCACCCCUUCCCGCCUUCCUUGUCUUCUUCGUUCUUCUCUUUUCUACUCUGACGGUGGCGGAGAUUAAGUCUAUCACUCUAUCCGAUGAUUCCCAGGCGGUGAUUCUGUUCCAGAAAUUCGGGUUUUCGAGGAUGGGCCAUGUAACUGUCUCAGCUUCCUCUGUAUCAGUGUCGUCUCCUUCAUAUUCUCCGACACCGGACUCGUCGAGAUUAGGGUUCAUCCUUAUAUCGGAUGAAUUGCUUCCCCAGGUAGUCCGAGAAUUUCAGCAAGACCUAUACUUGUGCAUCCUGGAUUCACACUACGUCGUCCAUCUAUUCAGUUUCCGCGAUCUCUCUCCGCCUCCUCGCUCCCAAUUCAAUCAAACCUAUCCGGUAACUCACCCAGACGAAUACUCUCUCUUCUUCGUGAAUUGCGUACCUGAAACCAAGGUCUCGAUGAAGAUCCGAACGGAGAUGUACAAUCUAGAUCGGAACGGGUCUAAGGAUUACUCCGCAGCCGGGUCAACCCAGUUACCCGCUUUGUAUUUCAUCUUCUCCCUCUGCUACUUAACCUUCCUCGGUCUCUGGGUCUAUCUCUGCCGCAACAAUAAGCAAAUCGUUCAAAGGAUUCACCUUUUUAUGGCGGCUCUGCUUCUUGCGAAAACCCUCGAUCUUAUUUGUGCCGCCGGGCUUAAACACUACGUCAAAGUCACAGGCACAUCUCAUGGCUGGAACGUUCUUUUCUACGUUUUCCGAUCCACCACAGUCGUUUUGCUCUUCACGGUGAUCGUGCUAAUCGGAACGGGCUGGUCUUUCUUGAAACCGAAGCUACAAGAAAAGAAGACGAAGAAGAAGUUGUUGAUGAUCGUAAUCCCGCUUCAGGUUUUAGCCAACAUUGCUUCGGUUGUGAUCGGAGAAACUGGACCUUUCAGCGAAUAUUGGGUGAUUUGGAACCAGAUCUUCUUGCUCGCCGAUAUAAUUUGCUGUUGUGCGAUUAUAUUCGCAAUGGUUUGGUGGAUGUGUUGUUCUUUAAGAAAGUCAUCGAAAACAGAGGCAUUGGCCAAGUUGACACGUUUUAGGGGAUUCUACGUUUUGGUCAUUGCGUAUUUGUUUUUCACGAGGAUUGGUGUGUUUGCGUUGAAGGUGAUUGCAGACUAUAAGUAUGAGUGGGUGAGCAAUGCAGCUGAGGAAAUUGCAAGUCUCGCGUUUUAUAUAUUGAUGUUUUAUAUGUUCAGACCAACGGCGAGGAAAGAGUAUUUUGGUGUUGAUGAGGAAGAAGAAGCAGCAGCAGAAAUUGCCCUUAAGGAAGAAGAGCCUGAGCUCUAA
Molecule: messenger RNA, 1314 nt
Organism: Microthlaspi erraticum
Lineage: Eukaryota; Viridiplantae; Streptophyta; Magnoliopsida; Brassicales; Brassicaceae
Source: the annotation of a GenBank genome assembly